GUGUUAUCGGCGUGCAGAGGGCAGACGGGCACUGCCAGCACAGCAGCAGUCCUGCAAGCACAGCAGCAGCGAUGCCAAUUGAAAUCAAAAAAGUGGUUAUUGGGGCCACCGCUGGAGUAGGAGUGGCACUCUUUGGUGUCCCAGCAGUCGUCUCUGUGCUGGGGUUUAAGGCGGGCGGCAUCGCUGCGGGGUCCAUAGCUGCCAAGAUGAUGUCGGCGGCUGCCAUAGCCAACAACGGAGGAGUGGCUGCAGGCAGCACUGUGGCCGUGCUGCAGUCGGUCGGAGCUGCAGGACUCUCUGCUGGUGCCAAAAUUGGGCUGUCAUCAGCCCUGGGGACACUCGGUGGAAUAGUUGGAGCCAGGAAACCCUAAGGGAGCACAGCUCCAGGUGGCAAACCCAAGGAAUGCCAGGAGGCAGCGGACGGCGCAAGGAAGAGCCCUGCCAGCCCAGCAGCUCCUCAGCAGCCACACAGGGAGCUGCCGACCUGCUUGAGCACUGAGCACAUUGAAAAUAAUAAAAAUGGCUUUGCAGGUGA
Messenger RNA from Anas platyrhynchos (mallard), 535 nucleotides. The record is from RefSeq and is a predicted model, not a curated record. NCBI's taxonomy places the organism in Eukaryota, Metazoa, Chordata, Aves, Anseriformes, Anatidae.